Messenger RNA from Serpula lacrymans var. lacrymans S7.9, 2729 nucleotides. RefSeq lists its product as uncharacterized. Bases 120 to 2573 code for a protein of 817 amino acids. Gene Ontology annotation, molecular function: monosaccharide binding; ATP binding; 6-phosphofructokinase activity. Gene Ontology annotation, biological process: fructose 1,6-bisphosphate metabolic process; fructose 6-phosphate metabolic process; canonical glycolysis. The transcript has 13 exons. The record is from RefSeq and is a predicted model, not a curated record. Gene Ontology annotation, cellular component: 6-phosphofructokinase complex; mitochondrion; cytoplasm. NCBI's taxonomy places the organism in Eukaryota, Fungi, Basidiomycota, Agaricomycetes, Boletales, Serpulaceae.
GCACUAGUACUGCUCAGCUCACUGCAAAAAGGUAUUGCUCUGGUGAAAAGCCGCAGCCACUCUUCUGCACAUCCGCGAUAACAAUCAAAUCAUCAUCAGCAAGGCUCAUCCCCGACGACAUGUCGGGCCAGCAAAAAAUGAAACUCGCUGUGCUCACCUCCGGUGGUGACAGCGCAGGUAUGAAUGCAGUGGUUCGUUCUGUCGUUAGAGCCGGAAUCCUCAAAGGCUGUGAGACAUGGAUUGUGCGCGAGGGUUAUGAAGGUCUCGUUCGCGGUAAUGUAGACGCACAGAAUGUCAAUAAAGACCCUCCAACUAUACCACUACCUUUGAACGGAGCCGAUGCUGAUCUCAUCAACAAUCUUCGUUUCGGGGAUGGUGAACUUUUGCUCGAUGGCACUGGUGAUCACCCUGGCGGACGCACACUCAUCGGGCGAUAUAUCGUCAGAGUUGGAUGGGACGAUGUCAGGGGUUGGUUUGCGCAGGGUGGGACACUCAUCGGAACGGCGCGUUCGACUGCAUUCAGGACAGUGGAAGGUCGUUUGGCUGCUGCCUAUAAUCUGAUUAAGGAGGGCAUCGACGCACUUGUAGUAUGCGGUGGUGAUGGUUCCUUAACUGGAGCUGACGUGUUCAGGUCUGAAUGGCCUAAGCUUAUUGCAGAAUUACGAUCUCAGGGCAAGGAUAUGUUUUUACCGCCAAGCAAAAUUUCUGGAGAGCAAGUCGCUCGCCAUGGACAUCUCAAGAUAGUCGGACUUGUUGGCUCCAUCGACAACGACAUGUCCAUGACAGAUCUCACGAUAGGUGCUCCUACAGCACUGCAUCGUAUCUGUGAGGCUAUCGACAACAUAAAUUCCACCGCAGCGUCUCACUCGCGGGCUUUCGUACUUGAAGUCAUGGGACGUCACUGUGGAUGGCUCGCCCUGCUUGCAGGUGUCAGUGCUGGUGCUGACUUCAUUUUCAUUCCCGAGCGCCCACCCGAAACCAACCCAUGGGAGGAUGAGAUGUGCGAUGCUAUCAAGCGCCAUCGCAAGGUCGGUAAACGCAAAACCAUAGUCAUCGUCGCUGAAGGCGCACAUGACUCAUUGCUGCAACCUAUUCGUGCAGAGUAUGUGAAAGAUGUCCUUACUGAUCGUCUCGGGCUCGACACUCGUGUUACAACCCUUGGACAUACUCAGCGUGGCGGACGACCUUGCGCUUUCGACCGCAUUCUGCCAACGCUCCAAGGUGUGGAGGCCGUUAAUGCACUGCUUGAGGCCACACCAGAAAAGCCAUCUUACAUGAUUGGAAUUCGAGAAAACAAGAUCACACGCGUGCCACUCAUGGAGGCUGUUGCGAUGACGAGAGCCGUCGCAGAUGCAAUUGCAGCAAAAGACUUUACAAAAGCAAUGUCUCUCCGUGAUCCGGAGUUCUGUGAGAGUUUGGAUGGCUUCUUCUCUACAGCUGCUCUGUACAAGGAGAAACAACUACCUGAAUCGAAGAGAAUGCGAGUUGCAAUCAUGCACAUGGGAGCGCCAGCAGGGGGCAUGAACGCAGCUACACGUGCCGCAGUACGCUACUGUAUUCGACAAGGACAUACCCCGAUUGCGAUCCACAAUGGCUUCCGUGGUCUUCUUAACGACAACAUCCACGAGCUUUCCUGGCUUGGAGUCGACAACUGGACAGCACGAGGAGGGUCAGAACUAGGCACAAAUCGUACUCUGCCUGACGUAGAUCUCGGAGCAGUUGCCGCACGCUUCCAGGAACAUAAUUUCCAUGCUCUGCUAAUGAUCGGUGGUUUCGAGGCAUUUAGUGCUCUGAUGAUAUUGGAGAAUGGACGACAGUAUUACCCAGCAUUUCACAUACCGAUGGUACACCUUCCUGCGACACUUUCGAACAAUGUCCCAUUGACAGAGUUCAGUUUGGGAAGUGACACCAGCUUGAAUGCACUGGUCGACGCAUGUGACUCGAUUAAACAGAGCGCCUCAGCCAGUAGGAAUAGGGUUUUUGUUGUGGAAACUCAAGGUGGUAAGUGUGGAUAUCUGGCAACAAUGGGUGCACUGGCAACUGGAGCAAGUCUUGUAUAUACUCCAGAACAUGGAAUGAAUCUUGACACGCUAAGGGCUGAUGUCAGAUUUUUAAAGAGGCGUUACGGGCUUGACGCCAAAGGUCGAAGUGAAGGUCGCCUAGUUAUUCGUAACGAGACUGCCUCGUCGGUUUACACGACCGAUGUAGUCACGAAGAUGUUCAAGGAGGAAGGUGGUGACCUAUUUGAUUCGCGCUCCGCGUCCUUGGGGCAUACUUUACAGGGUGGAAUACCUUCCCCGAUGGACCGUGCUCGGGCCGUACGGCUUUCCUUGAAGUGUAUGGCGUUCCUCGAACGAUACCACGAUGAACUGCAAAAGCAGCCGUCAAAAGUGAAGCAAGCCGAGCCUGAGAGCGCUGCGGUGAUUACUAUCCAAGGUUCGACAAUCAAGUGGGUCCCUGUGAAGGACAUGGUCCAGCAUGCGGACAUGAAAAAUCGGCGGGGAAAGACUGCAUGGUGGGGGGAUAUUAAGGACUUGGUCGAGGCCCUCGUUGGGAGACCACAGUUGACAUAAAAACAAGAAGAUUGGAGAGCGGCUAGAUCAAUAAACUGGUUAUGGAUGUACUCAUAGAAACAAGGUUAUUGCGUGUGUAUUUAUGUAGAUGCGAUGCUCCACUCAACAUCCACUUGUUUUGGUAGUUACAUUUGAAGAAUCUAUGUUAGACCACAC